GCAGUACUGGGUCUUGAUUUCCACACAAGAUAAUGGAGAGGAUCGCGGCGGAGUUACAGGACAGCGUGGUCGACUUGACCCGGCAGUUAACGGAGCUCCAGGCCCGCUACGACUCGACCCGGAACCAGCUCCCGACCCGAAUGCAGGCUCUGGACCAGAGGGAGCUGCAAUUGCAGUCCAGGGAGCUGAGGGUGAAGUCGGAAGCGGAAACAGUCCGAAAAAAGUGGGAGAUGUUAGAGAUGAGGGAGAGGGAGCUUGAGAUGAGGGAGUUGGAGAGAGAAGAGCAUUUGGUGAUGCUGGAGAAGUCGGUGGAGGAGAGGGAGAGGGGUUUGGAUGGGAUGCAGGAGUCGCUGGAGGAGCAGAGGCGGCAUUCGAAGGCGCUGCAGGAGGUUUUGGAGGAGAAAUUGGGGUUGAUUUCUGGCCAAAUGAGGGUGAGGCUGAGAGAGUUUGAAGAGAAGGCGAGAGAGGUUGGAGUGAAGGUUAGUGGGUGUGGUGAUGAUGAGGGAGGAGGAGGAGGUUGCGAAAUGCGGGGUGGUUUGAAUGCAGGGGAGGUUGUGAAGCUUAUUGGGGAGAUUUCGCGGAGUGCAGAGAUUGUGGAGUUGUGUCAGGGAGUUGAUUGUGUUGAUAAGAUGCAGGAUGUUAUCCGGAUUCUCAUUGAACGAAAGCAACUGAUAGAGGCUGUUGGAUUUAUAUGCACCUUCAAGUUCACCGAUGAGUUCCCCCCUGUACCACUCUUAAAUGAGUAUGUGGAGGAUGCAGAGAAGUGGUGGACUGAAACUUUCAGUCAGAAGAAAUCACUUCGUAAGAAGGAAAAUGCUGUAGAUGAUCGAAUAACUAGUCUAAGAGCUGUGGCUCAAUGUGUCAAAGCUUACAACUUACAGUCUGAGUAUUCACUAGUGCACAUUGACAAUGACAUAUUGGAGCUUGAAAAUCUAAAGGAAAAUCUGCAUUCGGUGGCAUCUCUCAACAUUAUGAUGAAAACUAAAGGAUUUGGAAAACUAAACGAGAAUAGGGAGGUGGUCCUAUGUCUUCCGUCAUAUAAUAGACAAGAGCAGAGAAACCAGAGGAAAGAAGAUUUCAGCACUCUUUCCCCCAGUUUUCGCAUACAUCGCUGUUGCAGAAAAAAAUUAAUCGGCCAGCCAUUUCAACUGCUAGCCCCAUGACUCGGAUAGAGGAUUAGUUCAGAUGUCUCGAAAACCAUAGUGUACGUGUUAAAUGUUAUGCAUGGAUUCAUUCCAGAUUUUAAUGCAUCCUCUCACUGGUACACGCUCAAAACUCUUGAUAUGUCUGCAUCUAUUGUCUUUGGUCAAGUUUUUGCAUUGGCAAAAUUGACCAAAUUGUUGCAGAUUUUAUUAAUCUUCUGAAUAAAGUGUAUAUCCUAAUUCUGAAGACCCAGCUGUAUUGAUGACAUCAUCAGGGAACGUGCUAGUAGUUUUAUUCUUACAUGUACUACAUUGAUUGUUAACAGACAUUGUACGAUACAGGACUAUAGAAGGUACAGCUUCUGU
Molecule: messenger RNA, 1508 nt
Organism: Fragaria vesca subsp. vesca
Lineage: Eukaryota; Viridiplantae; Streptophyta; Magnoliopsida; Rosales; Rosaceae
Exons: 3
Coding region: 33-1163 (376 amino acids)
Source: RefSeq, a predicted model, not a curated record